AUGUGUCUUCCCUCCACCAACGCCGCCUCCACAAGUGCUGAUGCUAGUGGCGAUGCCCGUUACGAACUGACUGAAUCUGAACGGGAAGCUGUCAUUGCUCUGAAGGCGGCAUGCGAUCAGGCAGGGAUUGCCUACAACAACCUCUUUGAGUUGGCCAAGUAUGUCCUCGUCGUUCACUCUUCCUUUCUUGAUUCGGACGAAAAAGCUCCUCAAAAGCGCCUCGAGAAGGCAGUCUCACUGAUGAAAAAGCGCAAUGCUUGGGCCAAGAAGCACCAGUUGGAACACAUUGAUCCAAUGGAAGCCCUUGAAGAACUCUACCAGCUUCACCCCGACUUCUUUGUCACAAACUUUUCUCACGAUCACGAAGGCCGCGUUGUCGUGGCGCAUCAUCACGCCCAUGCCCCGUCUGAUUUUGUGUAUCAGUCCAAAAAGAACGGGGCCAAGUACCUCGCAGCCGAACAAUUCCGGAUGAAUUUGGGAGCCGUUGACAUGGAAGAAGCCCGCCGCGGAAUGUGUAUGGUCAGCAUCACAGACAACCAGUUGACAACCAAACGUUCCUUUCGCUACCUUCGGCUUGUUACUCACGCCCAGGAAAACUUGAAAAGCAUGCAUCCAAACCGAGUCCGAUCAAUCUACUCACAGGUACCGGCUUUCGUCAUGUAUCUUGUCCCGACCGUCAAGCUCCUCUUGCCCAAGAAGAUCGCUUCUCGAGUCAACAUUGUGGGUAAUAUGGAAGAGCUCGGGGAGCUCCUGCAUUCAGCCAAGAAUCCUGACACGACAGUGCUGGAAUGGGCCGAGGAACGUCACGCCAAGUACCUCGAAACGGUGAAGAAGCUUAUCGUUUAG
Molecule: messenger RNA, 846 nt
Organism: Seminavis robusta
Lineage: Eukaryota; Bacillariophyta; Bacillariophyceae; Naviculales; Naviculaceae
Source: the annotation of a GenBank genome assembly